Lagopus muta (rock ptarmigan) is the source of this 1603-nucleotide messenger RNA. RefSeq names its product interleukin 18 binding protein (gene IL18BP). Lineage: Eukaryota; Metazoa; Chordata; Aves; Galliformes; Phasianidae. Gene Ontology annotation, molecular function: interleukin-18 binding. Bases 177 to 653 code for a protein of 158 amino acids. The record is from RefSeq and is a predicted model, not a curated record. The transcript has 4 exons.
UCUGUCGCGACUUUGGGGAGGUCCCCGCUUUACGGGAAAGGGAGAAGGAAGGGCAAAGCCGGUGACUCACCGCUCCCUGCCCAUAAAACGGCGCCGUCCCGAGCGCUGCCGCACGAUGGCUCCGUGCUCCCACCCCGACGGUACGGGCACGGCGUUCAGGGGAUGGGAUUUGGGCUAUGGGGGGGUACGGGGGGGCUGCAGCCCGGAGCUCAGCCCCGUUUGUACCCGCAGUGCCCUCCAGCCGCCUGGUGCUGCCCCUGCUCUGCUGCGCCUUCGCCUCCUGCAGCGCAGCAGCCAUGGCCCCGCAGCCCCCCCGCAUCACCUGGCUGAGGAUCCCGGCGCAGCCCCCCCAGAUGGGCAGCAACGUGAGCGUCUCCUGCGAGGCUGAGAGCGCUCACCCGGAGCUGACGCUGCUCUACUGGUUGGCAAACGGGUCGUUCGUGGAGCAGCUGCAGCCCAACGUGCGCGAAGGGGCGGUGCGAGAGGAAGAGCGUGGUUCGCUGGUGAUCCUCCGUCGGGAUCUGCAUUUCAACUCUUUCAGCUUCCAGGAUCUGAGGACCAACUUCACCUGCAUGCUGCUCAGCCCAUUCGGCGUGGACGUGAGGGAGAUGAAAUGGGCUCCCCCCAGCGACGAGGGUGGGGAAACGGGCUGAGACCAAGCAGAACUCGUGACGGGUGUGAGCCCAACAGUGUGGGGCCGAGGGCUGCCCCAUUGGAUGCUGUGUGUGGGGCUCCUGGUGGGGCAGGGGGGCUUCAUUAAAGUGACUGCCUGGUGAGCUGCGUGCGCAGGGCUGGUAAAUAAAUGCAAUAAAAGCAAUGCUUUCAUUAUUUGGGAAGAGCCUUGGACCGUUCCCUGCUGCUGUUUCACAUCCAACAGCGGCACCGAAAGCAUCAGGAGCAGAAAAGCAGCAUCUGCAGUUUCCAUGAGAUGCGUUGGCACGUCGCUGCCCUGCUGUCCACGUGCAGGGGAGCAGUGGGAAGGCGUAGAGCUCAGGGCUCUCUCAUGUCCACCAGGACUGCGGCUAUCAGGAGGAGCACAGCCAAAGAAAGAGCAAUAGAUGCCCUGCUGUUGAAGGUAUGGCAGCAAAGCAGAUGCCUGAACUGAACACAGCGCCAGUGCCGCGUUGUUUGGGCUGCCCCCACCAUAAUUUGGAGGUUCACAGUGACGGUGACUGCAAGCCUUCAUCCAACGACCACCAGAGACCCCAACCCCAUUUAUAGCACUCAUGCUCAGGAGGCUGGCACAGUAUGUGCAUUGCUUCUCACAGCUCCGGCCCGUUUUCCUGGGAUGCUGUGUGUACUUCAGCCUUUAUAUGCAGUCACUGCUGUUGUUGGUGUGUGAGGUCGGCUCCUCCAGUCCACCCAAGACAAAGCUGCUUGUCCACCUCUGCUGAUCUUCACAGCCAUAAGCAGCAGCGCUGUGACAUGGCGGCAGCCCCCGCUCAGCCCCGGAUAAUUCCCAGCUGUCAGUAAGUCUUAUCAUCGAAAGCGCCUCAUGCAGGCAGAUUGGGGCCAAAACCAACACUGUUUUCUUUCACCCCAUCACGCAGAGGCUCAAAGGUUGUUUGAAAUUGAUGCGUAAAUGACCAUCUAGGGUGGUGAG